Xenopus laevis (African clawed frog) is the source of this 4432-nucleotide messenger RNA. It is a transcript of the gene rtn4.L, whose product is annotated as reticulon 4 L homeolog. The coding region runs from base 682 to 3756 and encodes 1024 amino acids. NCBI's taxonomy places the organism in Eukaryota, Metazoa, Chordata, Amphibia, Anura, Pipidae. The record is from RefSeq and is a predicted model, not a curated record. Gene Ontology annotation, biological process: brain development; neuron differentiation; endoplasmic reticulum tubular network formation. Gene Ontology annotation, cellular component: postsynaptic density; endoplasmic reticulum membrane; membrane. The transcript has 9 exons.
AAUGACAUUUUAUAUUGUACAGUGAAUUAUUUGCAGUGUAAACUGUGUCAUUUAGAAAUAAAAACCACAUCAUAAAAAAAGGCCAGAAUCCCUUUAACUAAACGGAACAUGACGAGUCCGUGACUCAACAGACUGAGCAGCACAUAACCCGCUCCCAUCAGGACCAGCAGCAUCUGUACUUCAUGGCCUCGCCCACUUGCUUUAUUUCUCAUUCCUGUUGGCUACACAGUAAUCAGUUAUUCAAUCGGAUCCUCCUUAUUGGCUGGAAUCUAGUUGCCCCGGCAACGGCAAGCUAUUUCAAAGACUUCCUAACGCGCUUUCCGAAUUGCAAACUGUGACACUUCAGCGGCUUCGGAGACGCGGCUCUAAACUAGCUGUCAUUGGUCAGACUGCUUGUCGCUCAGAAGACAGGACUACUGGUUUCCGCAGCAACCGCCAUCAUUGGACAGUCUAGUUCCGCUUUGCAAGUCAGGAUUGGUUGCAGGGAGGAAGGCGCCGCGUGUGACAGCGGCCAUUUUUGUUACUGGUGGUGAGUCACUAGGGCGUGGCGCCGUGCCCGAGCCUCGCUCCCCCCAUCUCUGUAUUGUUAUCGCUGCUGCCUGGUCUCCGCCUCUUUCUGCCGCUCACACGGGUGCGCACUUGUCUCUCAGCAGCUUCACUUUCUCCUCCGCCGCCGCCGCAAUGGAAGCGCAAUCGUCGGACAUUUCAUCGAGUCACGAGCCGGGGGACACGAAGCCCUUGGAGGAUUUGGAUGACGUGUUGGACCUGACUGGGGGAGCCGGACAAUUCUCUCACACGUUCCCGUCCCGGCACAUGGAGGAGAAGGAGGAGGAGAAUGAGGAGGAGGAGGAGGAUGAGAAGAGCUGGAAGGAGAGUCUGGAGGCCUCGCCUGUACUGGAAGAUCCCGGCAGCACCUCCGGCUCCAGUCCGACCCCUCACUCACCCCCCGAGCCCAGCGCCCCCACAGAGGAGCCCGAGAGACCCCCAGCGACAUGUACCGCCCCCUCCUCUUCUCUGGAUGAGAACCUUUUCCCUCUUCCUGCUGCAUCUGCGCAUCUGAUGCACCUCUCUGCAGACAAAAUAAUGGAGCCUUCUAGCACUGUAUCUACUGGCCAAGAGGACUUUGCAUCUGUGCUGCUUCAGUCUACUGCCUCCCUCUCUUCUUUGCCUUCUCUGUCCUCUAAAGAGCAUGUACAAACUGUCGCUUUUUCUACUGGCUUAGCUGCCAAUGAAGCUUUGCAAGAACCCACCGAUAACACGUAUAGCGCGUCCAGGUCAUUAAUAGACCAUUUAGAAACGAAAGCUUUAGACCAAUUUAAGGAAGAGGUGAUCUUUUCUGACAAGGGUUAUGUAGUUGAGCAUCCAACAUCUCAGCAAGAGACCAUCUCUGAAGAGCAUGCCAAGUUGUAUUCCCAGUCUGCUAAAGAAAUGUUUUCAGGUAUGCUUCAGUCUGUUGCUCCUCCGCAUGAAGAGUUUACCGAUAUCAAGGAAGUAGAUUAUCAGUACGUUGACUUUAAACCGUUCAUAAGUUCAAAUUCACGUGAUAUUGGCUAUGAAGUGAAAGAUGUUGCAGAAAAAUUUGACGUUGGCCGUCUAAACUUAGAAAGCACGGCAAAGUAUGAGGAGAAAUCCAGUGAAGAAAAGGAAAUGGACAUUUCAGAUGAUAUUUCUCCAUUGACACCUGAAGUUUUAUCAGAUUCCACAGACUAUGAGAUGUUUGCAACUGUGGAGCAUAGCUUCCCUUUUUCUUUGGGGGGAAGCCGUGUGGCUGGAAAUAAAACAGAUGAAAAAAAGAUUGAAGAUUUUCAAGCCCAGAAAACCUCCGUGGGUUUUGGUUUGAAAGUGGCAACGGUAAAUCCAUUCUAUGAUGAAUCGGCCCAAGAAAGUGAGUAUGUUACAACUGGAGCAACACAGGUCCAGGUUUCCACCAAAGCAGAGGGACCUACACCAGAUAUUGUACAAGAAGCCUAUGAGAGUGAGGCCUAUGAUACUGGCAUAUCAAAGCUAAACUAUGAACCAAAUAUUGAUUUAGUCCAGACAGCUGCUACUUCCAUGCAGGAAAAAGUCAGCCCUACAGCCCAAGUUCCCGCACUCCUCGAAGACUCGGUCUCUUCACCAGUUCUGCCUGAUAUUGUCAUGGAAGCACCUUUGGCUUCUACUCUGUGUUUAGAAACAAUGGCUCUUAAACCUGAUAUAUCUCCAGUGCGUAUUCAGCCUCCAGCCCGAGAUGAAAAGACCAAGGCUGAACCUGAAAAGCCACCAUCCUAUGAAGAAGCUGUAACUGAAGUGUUACAAGAUCAGGACCCCGCUGCUGCUGCUGAUUUAGGGGACUCCAAACAAAGAGCAGUGGUCGAAGAAGCUGAAGCACCCUAUAUAUCCAUAGCCUGCGACUUAAUAAAGGGAACCCAAUCUGCUGCCUCCGACUUUACAGAGUUUUCUAAAUUUAAGCAGCAUGAGUUUGAUUCACAGUUUAUGGAGCCCUCCGAUGAAAGUUCACCAGAUUCUGAGCUUAGCGAACCUUCUUACAAGCAAUGGGAUUCUGAAGUUGUCCGCAAAGAAACUUUCUCUAUUAAAACAGAAAGUGCAAUGGCACAAAGCUUCGUUAUUCCAGAACAAAAACCAGGAAUCGAUCAAAAAUCAGAAGAGUCUUCUCCAUCCAAACCCUAUUUAGACUCUUUCCAGCCUGAGAUUUAUGUUUCUAAAGCUACUGAUCUCUUUGCAAAGGGACUAGAUACAGAGAUAUCUAUCCCGCAAGAGAGGCAUCUACAUAUGGAAGAGUUUGAUGAAGGUCUCUAUUCUUCAAAGUUGCCUGGUUCAAAAUAUUCGCCAGUCAGUGAGAGUCCAGAGUUCAGACUCUCCCCAGAAGAGCUGACUUCUAAACAUGAGGAAAUUCAGACGCACAUUGCCAAGCAACCCGAGGACCAGCUUCAGAAAAAUAAAGACAAACUUGACUUUCUACCAGAAAACAUAGAAUUUACCCCAAUUGUUCAGAAGGCUGAUGACUUUGGCAAAGCUGUGUCUGAUACUCAUGGUGGAGUAGAUACCACUGCUAAGGGUGCUUCAGCGGUUCAUGAAGAAAAAGUCACUAAACCCGAACCCCCUUCAAAGAAAGAUGAGGUUUCCAAACUUCCCAAAAAAGAAAGCAAAGCUCCCUCUUCUACGGUUCCCUCAUCAGAUUUCAGGAAUUCAGUUGUGGAUCUGAUUUACUGGCGGGACAUUAAGAGAUCUGGAGUGGUGUUUGGGGCGAGCUUGUUCCUCCUGCUGUCUCUGAGUGUGUUCAGUAUUGUCAGUGUACUCGCUUAUAUUGCCCUGGCCCUGCUCUCCGUCACCAUCAGCUUUAGGAUAUACAAAGGGGUUCUACAGGCCAUCCAGAAGUCUGAGGAAGGACACCCAUUCAGGUCCAUCUUGGAGUCCAACCUGGCGCUGCCGGAGGACGUGGUCCAGAAAUACUGCACCGUGGCCCUGAAUCAGGUCAAUCGCACAGUCGCUGAGCUGCGGCGCCUCUUCCUCGUGGAAGACUUGGUGGAUUCCCUCAAGUUUGCAGUAUUGAUGUGGGUCUUCACUUAUAUCGGUGCCUUGUUUAAUGGCCUGACCCUCCUCAUUGUGGCUCUCAUUUCCCUGUUCAGUAUUCCUGUUAUUUAUGAAAGGCAUCAGACUCAAGUGGAUCACUAUCUGGCGCUGAUAAACAAGAACCUGAAAAAUACUUCAGACCUGAUUUUGGCUAAAGUCCCGGGGCUGAAGCGCAAAUCAGAAUAGAGUGAAAUGCGCCAGACGAGUGCCGCAGUAUCAAUAGGAGCCUGAGCAUUGGGGUAACGCUGCCGGGGUCGGGGGCACCUUCACCCCUUGGGGCAAUUUCACAGAUUUUUAUUUUUUUUUUGGUUCUAACUUUUUGGUUUUUUUUAAGCAGCGGCGCAGUGUCUAUGGCAGAAUAAAUGCGACCGCUUUACUGGCACGUGUUUCAUUGUGACUAUUGUGAGGUGUUUGGGUUCCACACUCUCCCUCGUGCUGUAUAUUGUGCUUCCUCCUGCACUCUGAGUGUGAGUGGCCACUCACUAGAGACCACAUUCAGUGCCCAAUGGAGAUGCAAGUGUUCUAGUCGCUCUCUUGUCAUUUCCCCGCAGCUUCACUCACACUCACGAUGAUGAUGAUAAUAACGAAUUUGUAUUUGCCGUUCUAAGCGCUAGCUCUGUAGCCCAGACGUGUCCAGCAAAGCCUAUUCCUAGAAACACUAUUAACAAAUAUUGUGUCGGGUUUUGCACACGGAGAGUCACUUUUCCUGUGAAACGAGAAACAAAUGAUACAAAUUUAUGUGAAACUUUGUGUUGCAACAACGUGACUUGUGUAAUAACAGCUGCUGAAAUGCGCCGACGCAACUCUUGGAAUGCACCGUGAUCUGUACAACCAGCAACCAAUAAAUGCUUGUAGACCUUAA